AUGGAGCUGCCAGCCAGUCCGCGAUCGCUAGCAUCCUUGGCGCGCGAGCUGCCCCGCCGCACGGCCAAAGAGAUCCUUGCGGAGCGCGGCGGGACGCUGCUGGUGAAAGGUGCAUCGUACAGUCAUGGCCUUGACGCCCUGCGCGCCAUCUUCUCUGCUGGCACGGAUCUGGCUGCCCCGUUGCCAAAGUCGCGAUGGGAUCACGAGGAGUACUACGACCCACACGGUUCCAAGAGAACCGGUAUCUACACCAAGCAUGCGGCCUGCACGAGCUUGCCGGGCCCGGUUGAUGCCAGCUUCUUUGGCCUCACAGAGGAGGAGGCGCCGAGCAUGGACCCCAUGCAGCGCUCUUCACUCCUGGAGGGCUUCCGAGCCGUACGGGCUGCAAAGUUUACGCGCCAUAGCCUGCGCAACAGCUCCUGCGGCGUCUAUGUUGGUUCCAUGAACUUUGACCACGCCAUGACGGAGGCGGGUGUAUUCGACCGUGGCAAUGUUGCAAUGAUGGCCAGCCGGCUCUCACAUAUCCUCGGCUUGCGGGGGCCAGCUGUCUUCAUGGACACAGGCUGCUCUUCCUCCCUGGUUGCUGUGGACAUGGCUGGCGGCCAUUUGCGUCGCGGCCGAGCCAGCUUGGCACUCGCUCUAGGUGUGAACCAUUUGCUUAGCCCGCUCAUGUUUUUUGGCCGCUGCGCCAUCAACUUGCUAUCGCGGCGGGGCUGCUCUGCGCCCUUCAACACCACCGCCGACGGCUACGUCGUGGGGGAGGGCUGCGGAGCUGUGGUGCUCGGGCGCGGCCGCGAGGGCAUGGCCAUCUACCGAGGCAGCCAAGUCAUGGAGGAUGGCCGUAGCGCGCAGCUCACAGCGCCCAGCGGGCCGGCGCAGCAGGAGCUGCUGCGGGAGACGAUGCGCCGCGCCGGGCUGGCGCCGGCGGAGCUGGUUGGCUCGGAGUGCCAAGCCAAUGGCUCUCAGCUGGGGGACCCGAUUGAAACGGGUGCCAUUGAGAAGGUCCACGGCCCACGGGAAGGACCUUUGGUGCUGAUGUCGGGCAAGUGCAAUAAAGGGCACGGUGAGGGCGUAGCAGGGAUCACCACGCUGCUGAAGGUGAUCUUUUUCCUGAAUGACCGGCACAUCCCGCCACUGAUCCACUUCAAUCGCCUCAAUGCCAAUAUUGACACUGCGCAGACGCCCACACUGUUCUGCGGUGAGACCGCGGCUUUGCCUGAUGCGGCCUUGAAGGCUUGCGGGUCCUCCUUCGGCUUUGGAGGUGUGAAUGCCCACGUGUUGAUGGAGGCCUUGGAGUAUGUCCAGAAGGCUCGUGCAGAGCCGAAGGGGCCGGCACCAGUCGCCGAGUCAGCGUAUGAGUCCACAGCGUCCGCAGCGUCCGCUUCCCCACCAGCUGGAAAGUCUCUGGCCGCUCUCUCCGUCGCUGAUGUGAGGGGCAUGCUGCGCAAGGUCGUCGCUGCUCUGGUGGAUGAGCCUCCUGCUGCAGACGUUGCACUGGUGGAGAGCGGUCUCGACAGCUUGGCAGCAGUGCAGCUGCGCAACAACCUGCAGAAGGAGACCGGGCUAGCGCUGCCAAGUACAUUGAUGUUUGACUACCCCACGAUGCAGGAGAUUGCUGAGUUCUUAUCGCAAUCGGCUUGA
Effrenium voratum is the source of this 1641-nucleotide messenger RNA. Lineage: Eukaryota; Dinophyceae; Suessiales; Symbiodiniaceae. The record is from the annotation of a GenBank genome assembly.